AUGCAUAAUGACGCAUCUCAUCGCUUUCAACAUGAACAAGCUCAUGAAAACGUAAAUAAUGAAUACGAUAACGAGAAACCUGUCAUUACCUUAGAGCCACAGGAUGAUGUUUUUGAAGAUAGUCUUUUACAAGAAGACACUUGUUAUAUUGUCGAUAAUAAAUUAAUUAAUAACAAUGUACUCACCAAAGAUAUUCAAGAAAAUUGGAAUGAUAUUAUUAAUACUAUAGAAAGAUUUUUGGCAUCUGCUUCCACUUCAUCUUCAGUUUCUAUCCCUACUUCGGAUUCAGAUGAUCAAGAUACUGAGCGUGAUGUUCAGGCAGAAAGAGUAAAACAAUAUCUAGCUAAUAUCAUGAAAAAUGUGAAUAUGCUAAAAGAUUGCGCCAUAGAUGGUAACACAAAAGCAUGCCUUGCAACUGAUGAAGAUCUUUCAUUAAAAGAUAAUGAUCGACGAUGCAUAAAAUUGUCAAUGGAUUUGCCGGUAUUCGCCUCAAACUUGUGGAAAAUGUGGAUUACAAGUGUUCCUGCCCAAUUGGGUAAUGUUGACACCGAGAUUGAUAAAGUGAAAGUCUUACCCAAGAAGAAACGAAAAAAUAAAAAUUUUAUGCAAUGCACUAAUGAUUAA
Molecule: messenger RNA, 624 nt
Organism: Diversispora eburnea
Lineage: Eukaryota; Fungi; Glomeromycota; Glomeromycetes; Diversisporales; Diversisporaceae
Source: the annotation of a GenBank genome assembly